Molecule: messenger RNA, 747 nt
Organism: Acanthosepion pharaonis
Lineage: Eukaryota; Metazoa; Mollusca; Cephalopoda; Sepiida; Sepiidae
Source: the annotation of a GenBank genome assembly
AUGUCUGUCUCACUAGUUCUCUCUCAUUUUUUAAUUCUAUCUAUCUAUCUAUCUAUCUAUCUAUCUAUCUAUCUAUCUAUCUAUCUAAGCUUUUUCAUUUCUCUCUCAUUUCUUAAUUCUGUCUACCUACUCUCUCUCUCUCUCUCUCUCUCUAUCUAUCUAUCUAUCUAUCUAUCUAUCUUUGUUCAUUUCCCUCUCAUUUUGAAUUCUAUCUAUCGACCCAAGUUGUACAUAUCUAUCUAUCUAUCUAUCUAUCUAUCUAUCUAUCUAUCUAUCUCUAUCUAUCUAUCUAAAUCUGUUUAUUUCUUUCUCACUUUUAAUUCUAUCUAUCGAUCCAAGACUUUAUCUAUCUAUCUAUCUAUCUAUCUAUCUAUCUAUCUAUCUAUCUAUCUAUCUAAAUCUGUUUAUUUCUUUCUCACUUUUAAUUCUAUCUAUCGAUCCAAGACUUUAUCUAUCUAUCUAUCUAUCUAUCUAUCUAUCUAUCUAUCUAUCUAUCUAUCUAUCUAUCUAAAUCUUUGUUUCUAUCUAUCUAUCUAUCUAUCUAUCUAUCUAUCUAUCUAUCUAUCUAUCUAUCUAUCUAAAUCCGUUUAUUUCUUUCUCACUUUUAAUUCUAUCUAUCGAUCCAAGGCUGUCCUCUCUCUCUCUCUCUCUCUCUCUCUAUCUAUCUAUCUAUCUAUCUAUCUAUUCUCAGUUGUUAUUCACGUUUUUGUUUCUUCUCUGACGUUUCUCGAACGACCGUCUGUCUGA